ACAGCGUUCACUCAUAUCUCCGCUUAUUUUAUCAGAGAGACUCAUCUCUACGGUUUUCCUUGGGUCUUCUUCAUAUCAAAUGCACCGCCCGUCUCAGAUCUGACUCCGAUUCGAUCUCGCCGUCCAGCUAGGGUUUCAGAUUUGUGAAGCCGCGGGGAAAGGAAAGGGAGGAGAAGAUGCUGACGAAGUUCGAGACGAAGAGUAAUCGAGUCAAGGGGCUGAGUUUCCACAGCAAGCGGCCAUGGAUCCUCGCCAGUCUCCACAGCGGCGUGAUCCAGCUCUGGGACUACCGGAUGGGCACCCUCAUUGAUCGCUUCGACGAGCACGAUGGCCCCGUCAGGGGCGUCCACUUCCACAAGUCGCAGCCGCUCUUCGUGUCUGGAGGUGAUGAUUAUAAAAUUAAGGUAUGGAAUUACAAGCAGCAUAGGUGUCUGUUUACCCUCCUUGGUCAUCUUGAUUACAUUCGGACUGUUCAAUUUCAUCACGAAUACCCCUGGAUUGUUAGUUCAAGUGAUGACCAGACAAUCAGGAUAUGGAAUUGGCAGUCUCGUACAUGUAUUUCUGUCUUGACUGGUCACAACCAUUAUGUGAUGUGUGCCUCAUUUCAUCCCAAAGAAGAUUUGGUUGUCUCUGCAUCUUUGGACCAGACAAUUCGGGUUUGGGAUAUUGGUGCCCUGAGAAAGAAAACAGUUUCCCCUGCUGAUGACAUCCUGCGGUUAAGUCAGAUGAAUGCAGAUUUCUUUGGUGGGGUUGAUGCUGUGGUGAAGUAUGUCUUAGAAGGCCAUGAUAGAGGUGUUAAUUGGGCCUCUUUCCAUCCAACACUACCCCUAAUUGUUUCUGGUGCUGAUGAUCGCCAAGUGAAAAUUUGGCGAAUGAAUGAUACGAAAGCUUGGGAGGUGGACACAUUGAGGGGGCACAUGAACAAUGUUUCAUGUGUUUUAUUUCAUGCAAGACAAGAUAUUAUUGUCUCAAAUUCUGAGGAUAAGAGCAUUCGUGUAUGGGAUGCUACAAAAAGGACUGGUCUUCAGACUUUUCGUAGGGAGCAUGACAGGUAUUGGAUCCUUGCAUCUCACCCAGAGAUGAAUCUUUUAGCAGCGGGCCAUGACAGUGGGAUGAUAGUCUUCAAGUUGGAGAGAGAACGCCCUGCUUUUUCCGUUAGUGGUGAUUCUCUCUUUUAUGUCAAAGACCGGUUCCUCCGAGUCUAUGAGUAUUCAACUCAGAAAGAUACACAGUUGAUACCUAUUCGUAGGCCUGGUUCAAACAGCUUGAAUCAAAGUCCACGAACCCUUUCCUACAGUCCUAGUGAAAAUGCUGUCUUAAUAUGUUCAGAUGUGGAUGGGGGUUCUUAUGAACUGUAUAUUGUGCCCAAAGAUAGCUAUGGGAGGGGUGACACAGUGCAAGAUGCUAAAAGAGGAGUUGGAGGAUCAGCAAUUUUUGUUGCUCGAAAUAGGUUUGCAGUUCUUGAGAAAAGCACCAAUCAGGUUCUUGUAAAAAAUUUGAAAAAUGAAAUUGUUAAGAAAAGUAUUCUUCCUAUGGCCACUGAUGCAAUAUUUUAUGCUGGUACUGGAAACUUACUGUGUAGAGCAGAGGACAGGGUGAUGAUUUUUGAUCUUCAACAGAGAAUUGUUCUUGGAGAUCUUCAAACUCCUUUUAUUAGGUACAUUGUGUGGUCACAAGACAUGGAGAGUGUUGCUUUGCUCAGCAAGCAUUCUAUUGUCAUAGCUGAUAAGAAGCUGGUGCAGCGCUGCACCCUUCAUGAGACUAUUCGUGUCAAGAGUGGAACCUGGGAUGACAAUGGGGUUUUCAUAUAUGCAACGCUGACCCACAUUAAGUAUUGCCUUCCCAAUGGGGAUAAUGGAAUUAUUAAGACCUUAGAUGUACCAGUGUAUAUAACAAAAAUUUAUGGGAACACAAUCUUUUGUUUGGACAGAGAUGGAAAGAACCGCCCAAUUAUCAUUGAUUCGACUGAGUACAUUUUUAAGCUCUCUUUGUUGAGGAAGAGAUAUGACCAAGUUAUGAGCAUGAUAAGGAACUCAGAACUCUGUGGGCAAGCCAUGAUUGCAUAUUUGCAGCAGAAGGGAUUUCCAGAAGUUGCCCUCCAUUUUGUGAAAGAUGAGCGAACCCGCUUCAACUUAGCACUUGAAAGUGGGAAUAUUGAGAUUGCACUUGAAUCUGCUAAAAAAAUAGAUGAGAAAGAUCACUGGUAUAGGCUGGGGGUGGAGGCCCUUCGGCAGGGUAAUGCUGGCAUUGUUGAAUAUGCAUACCAGAAAACAAAGAACUUUGAGAGGCUGUCAUUCCUCUAUCUGAUAACUGGGAAUCUGGAGAAGUUAUCUAAGAUGAUGAAAAUUGCUGAGGUGAAAAAUGAAGUGAUGGGUCAGUUCCACAAUGCUUUGUACCUUGGAGACAUUCGUGAGCGCAUCAAGAUUUUGGAGAAUGCUGGUCAUCUACCCCUUGCUUACAUCACUGCAUCAGUCCAUGGGCUCAGUGAUAUUGCUGAGCGUCUUGCAUCUGAACUUGGUGAUAAUGUCCCAUCUUUGCCAAAGCAGAAGACAGCUUCUCUUUUGCUGCCUGCUAGUCCUAUUUCGGGUGGCGGAGAUUGGCCUCUGUUAAUGGUGUCUAAAGGCAUAUUUGAAGGUGCACUGAACAUUAGAGAUAGGGAUGCGAGGGAGGACGAUGAAGAAGCUGUGGAUGGUGAUUGGGGUGAGACAUUGGAUGUUGGUGAAGAGGACAAUCUGCAGAAUGGUGAUGUCAGUAUGGUGCUUGAAGAUGAGGAAGCUCAAGAGGAAGGAGAUGAAGGAGGAUGGGACCUUGAGGAUCUGGAGCUGCCACCUGAAAGUGACACACCAAAGAAUGUUCCUAAUGCACGUUCGGUAUUUGUCACCCCAACCCCUGGCAUGCCUGUGAGCCAGAUUUGGGUGCAAAAAUCAUCUCUUGCUGCUGAGCAUGUGGCUGCUGGCAAUUUCGACACUGCAAUGCGGUUGCUGAACCGACAACUAGGGAUUAGGAACUUUACUCCUCUAAGGCAAUUGUUUAUUGAUCUUCAUGUUGGCAGCCAUACAUACUUGCUUGCCCUCUCAACAACACCAGUGAUUUCAGUCGCUCUCGAGAGAGGUUGGAGUGAAUCUGCAAGCCCUAAUGUGCGGCGUCCACCUUCUCUAGUCUUCAGUUUUUCACAGUUGGAAGAGAAACUUAAAGCCGGUUACAAAUUGACAACGCAAGGGAAAUUCGCUGAGGCUCUUCGAACUUUCCAGGGCAUCCUCCAUACCAUUCCCCUGAUUGUUGUUGAAUCACGACGAGAGGUAGAUGAAGUCAAGGAACUGGUGAUCAUUGUGAAGGAGUAUGUUUUGGGUUUGCAAAUGGAAAUCAAGAGAAAGGAAAUGAAGGACAACCCUACUCGUCAGCAGGAAUUGGCAGCCUACUUCACCCACUGUAACCUUCAGACUCCCCACUUGAGACUCGCAUUGCAAAAUGCCAUGACUGUGUGCUACAAGGCUGGUAACAUGAUCACAGCUGCCAACUUUGCUAGGCGACUCUUGGAGACCAACCCAACCGUCGAAAGCCAGGCCAAGUUAGCACGGCAAGUUCUCCAGGCUGCAGAGAAAAAUAUGCGCGAUACUGCACAGCUGGAUUAUGACUUCAGAAAUCCUUUCGUCACUUGUGGCGCAACCCAUGUCCCUAUCUACCGUGGUCAAAAAGACGUCACUUGCCCUUACUGCUGUACUCAUUUUGUUCUAUCCCAAGAGGGGCAGCUUUGUACCGUUUGUGACCUAGCAGUGGUUGGAGCAGAUGCAUCAGGUUUACUUUGUUCUCCAGCCCAGACCAGAUAAGUGCAGCUUUUACUCAAUUGUAUUGCUUAUACAAAUCAUUCAGCUGUUUCCUACUCUACAAUUAGAAUCUAGGAGAACAUGAAAGGAUGAGUUUUUUCUUUUUUCUUUUCCCCCCGGAUUGUAUUGCUGGUUUAUAUUAUCUCUGUUGUGAUUUUAUUUUAUUUUUUUCAGUCAGUUUUACAAACCUUUAAUUCCUCUUAGCUUUUAUUUACUACAAUUUUCUCUGUAAUAAAUCAUGUAAUUUUUGUCUUUUCAA
Molecule: messenger RNA, 4083 nt
Organism: Ipomoea triloba (trilobed morning glory)
Lineage: Eukaryota; Viridiplantae; Streptophyta; Magnoliopsida; Solanales; Convolvulaceae
Product: coatomer subunit alpha-1-like
Exons: 3
Coding region: 177-3827 (1216 amino acids)
Biological process (GO): intracellular protein transport; intra-Golgi vesicle-mediated transport; retrograde vesicle-mediated transport, Golgi to endoplasmic reticulum
Cellular component (GO): COPI vesicle coat
Molecular function (GO): protein binding; structural molecule activity
Source: RefSeq, a predicted model, not a curated record